UUUUGCGGUCGGAGUGUGGAGGCCAAAUUUGUCGGCGAAGAGGAGGAAGAUAAGUGGAAAACAAUGGAAGUCAUAAGAUCUCAGAAGCGGUCGGUCCCCAAUGAAUCCGUCACGACGAUCCCGCUUUAUCUUACAGCUCCUUCUCUGGAAGUCCGCCUCGAAGAGUUCGAGCUCUUCGCCAUGGAUCGCCUCCGAGUUCUGAAAGCGAUUUCUGAUGGAUUGGCUCGUGGAAAAAACCACAAGGAAAUGGACGAUCUGGUCGAAACUCUCUGGAAAGCAAACAUGAGACACUCGGAUGCUUCACAGAUGGUCAACAAGGAUAUAACCUCCCAUUUCGUUCUGCGUCUCGUUUAUUGCAGAACAGAGGAGUUGAAGAAAUGGUUUCUUAGCACAGAAACUGCUCUUUUCCGCCACCGUUUCCGACUUCUUAACUUUGAGGCACAGAGGACGAUUGUGGCAGAAUUUGGGUUGCAAUAUAAGGCAGUCACUGGCACAGAACUUGAGAGUGUCAAGGAGAGGUUGGGUCAAGUCGUGCGUUCACUAGGUCAAAUUUCGCCUAGCGUUGAAACCAUAAACUACAAGGUUCCUUUUGAAGAGGUCCCGGACCUUGUGGCAAGUCGAAGAGUAUAUGUACAUAAAGGGUUUGCUUUUGUAGCUGGGAGUCAGUUGGUUUCCCUUGUAGUCACACAAUUUCGCUCUCAUUUAUCGAAGGCGCUCAUUCUGACAAACAGAAAAUGGAUGUCUACCAUUAUAGAACGAGAAAAAGACCGGCUAACUCCUAUCAUAGAAACGUUAUCCAGUAGCUACUUGGGUCCUGACUAUUCUCAGUCACAUGAGUAUGCUGACAUAUCACUUAAGGACAUUGAUCAAGUUGCCAAGAGUUCUUUUCCACUGUGUAUGCGUCAUUUAUUUGAAAAGCUUCGAGAAGAUCACCAUCUAAAACAUGUAGGACGGAUGCAAUUGGGCCUCUUUCUUAAGGGUGUGGGUUUGAAGCUGGAUGACGCCUUAGCAUUUUGGAGGGCGGAGUUCGCGCAAAAGGUUGGCGCUGAGAAGUUCGAGAAAGAGUAUGCAUAUUCCAUUCGUCAUAACUACGGGAAAGAAGGAAAGAGAGCGGAUUAUACCCCUUAUGCUUGUCAAAAGAUCAUUUCAUCUGCUCCUGGUGUUGGGGAUCAUCAUGGCUGUCCAUAUCGGCAUUUCAGCGAGGAAAACCUACGCGCAGCACUCGGUAGAAUGGGAUUGAGUUCUAACGCAACAGAAGACGUAAUGGACAAAGUCCGAAACCGGCACUAUCAGCUGGCAUGUACAUUGACGUUCGAAGCUGUUUAUGGACCGUCGACUGAUGCUGGGAUCAACCAUCCGAAUCAGUACUUCGACGAGAGUCAGAAGAUACUGAAAUCCAAAGCAGCUCCUUUGGUAUGAUUACACAUUGCUCCCACCACGAGUUCACCAACCAUUAUACAGAUUGUGAUUACUAGAUAAUAUCAGGGAAAUAUAUGUUUGAAAUGAGAAUAUAGGUUGUCCACUUCCCCAAUUUGAUUCUCAUGGUUAUAGAAAAUUUAUACAUAUUAGACAAAAAAAAACUAUAUAUUAUAUGAAAAAUAAAUCUUUAUUGGAUUAUA
Molecule: messenger RNA, 1619 nt
Organism: Tarenaya hassleriana
Lineage: Eukaryota; Viridiplantae; Streptophyta; Magnoliopsida; Brassicales; Cleomaceae
Product: probable DNA primase large subunit
Exons: 18
Coding region: 64-1419 (451 amino acids)
Biological process (GO): DNA replication, synthesis of primer
Cellular component (GO): alpha DNA polymerase:primase complex
Source: RefSeq, a predicted model, not a curated record